Messenger RNA from Cadophora gregata, 2703 nucleotides. RefSeq lists its product as uncharacterized. The record is from RefSeq and is a predicted model, not a curated record. NCBI's taxonomy places the organism in Eukaryota, Fungi, Ascomycota, Leotiomycetes, Helotiales, Ploettnerulaceae. Bases 1 to 2703 code for a protein of 900 amino acids. The transcript has 2 exons.
AUGUUCCGCAUCCGGAAUGUCACCUUGACAAAAACCAUUGCCUGUAUGGUUUCUUUGUUCCUCCCCUUUCUUAUACAGGGAAUAUUCGUUGUCUUCAUUGACUUUCAGGCUAUCGGUCCUGUCAGGCUUUCCGAAAAGUUAGCCAGACACUCCCAUAUAAUGCCUCCAAAAGGUGCUAAGAAAACUGUUAAGACGCGCAAGGGGAAGGGGAGUGGGCGAAGGUCAUCGGAUGAGCCGAUGCAAACGGACGAUGAAACGCCAGCUCCAAAGAGAAGCGCCAGAAAUAGAAAAAGGAAGGAACCUGUAGAGCACCUAGAAGAUGAACCCGGGGACAGUGAUGAAGACAGGUCUACGAAGAGACGCAAAAAAGACGGAACGGAAAAGUCCAAGGAGAAAGGGAAGGGGAAGGCUACUGAGAAGAGAAAGCCUACAAGGACAGGAAAGGUUCCUAAGAAAAGCUCGGCAGCGGAGGAAGCAGAACAAAAGGAUGACGACGGUGAAGAUGAGACCCCAGGGUCUAAGGACACGCAGAAAGAGGAGGAACAUACUGGGCCUGGUAUUCGAGUCCGCUCGACGCUUGCCGGCUCUGCACCUGUCAGACUUGAUAGCAAAGCUCAAGCUUUAAGGUCUUCAAGAAAAGGACAAAAUGGUGAAGGGGAUAAAGCUCAGCCGUUUCCAAAGUACGGCAAGGAGACAGAUACCGAACAGACGAAAAGGUUUUUCUCAACCAUCUCUACACAAGUUGCCAGAACAGAAAAUCGCAGAGGCGGUCAUUAUCCCUUGGCAUCCUCCAUGCCAGCAAAUCGUGGAAAGACAUGGGACGCAAUCGUCAUCCAUCGAACAUGUGCUGUUUGUGGAGUUUGGUUCCACCAAGGUGGAGCUGACGGCCAGUAUACUGAGCAUAUGCGACUUUACCACCCCCGCGCUCCCCGUAGCAAUCGACACGGUCUACCCCGAGUACCUCAUCAAAGCCUGAUAACCCAGGGAAGAGUUAUUCCUAGAGAAGCUUGGGAGGCAAUAGCUCGUGCUGAUGCGGAAAGUAGAGCUCUGUUUGCUGCUCUUCCUGGGGCGGAAAGAUUUUAUACUCGCGAACAAGUACGUCCCAACAACGUAAAGGAAUUUGUUGCGAGUGGUGAUAAUCCACCACCUCGUGGGGGCCAUCCAUUCUUUCCGUGGGAUAUGGAAAAGCUCUCUCGUGAUAAUAAACCACCGCCGCCGCCCCCGCUACGCCCAAAUACUUUUUGUAUAUCCAUCAAAUGGCGGAAGGAUUUUCACAAGCUUGAAGAGACCAUUGAGCAAUAUACUAGUCAGCUAGCUGAAUCGGAAGUCGCUAAAAAACAAAAGGGGAAGGGGAAAGGUAAGGCGAAGGCCACCGAAGAACAGGUAUCCGAGGACGAGGACGCAGUGGACCCCGAAUUCGCAAGAGCAAUGGAGGCCCUCGAAGCUGUGAUCAAAUUCUUCAUCGGCGAGGCCAAGAAGUAUAAAAAUGAUAAAUCUCGACUGGAGUAUACUUUCAGGAAUCUACAUCUUAUCAUGUACCAAGCUCGCGUAGGGUUUGCUGCCAAGCUACCGGAAUUGGCUGGGGAGCCUGACUAUGUUCGAGAAGCAAGAGAAUUCCUGAGAGCACUUUUUAAACCCACUGCACCGGAAGAUCCUAAAAAUGCUGCACCAACUCCUCCUAGCUUACCCGCCGGUACAAUGAUUGCCUCGACGCCACCAGCGCCGUCAUCACGGAAUAAUAACGACCUCAACGAUGGCCGCAAUGUGGAAGACGAUUUUCACCAUCCCGAUGUUGCUAUCUUUGCUGACCAUAUGGACGAGCUGCACAUUCAUCGUGCAGCUGUUGCGGCAUCGACAAACGAUGGAGACUACAAUAACUUUUUCGAACAUGUGGCAAACAUCAUCACCCCUUUCCAUGAGGAGAUGCAUUUCAACUCGAAACACACAGACGAGGAAUGGAAGAAUCUGGAGUUUGCGAGGCUCAAAGCAGUAAGAAUGCUUCGACCAGCAUUCAACAAGCAUCGCUUCAACCGUGAUACCGAUGAUAUCUUUGAUGCUGUCAAUAAUUCAAUAGCGUGGCUUGCGUCACUGUUUGCCUUUAUUGAUCCUGACGGUAUGCGUGUAGGGUCGGAUUCAAAUAAUGACUUUGACGAUGAUCAGGCCAAUCACCCUGGUCGUGACGAAGCGGGCCAUGAUGAUGCUGAUCAUUCUGACUCCGAUUACCGAGACGUUCGCCAUCAUUAUGAAGACGAUGAUGGUCAGAAUGAUGAACUAAACGAGGAUUAUCAGAACGAUUUUGACUUGGGGGAGAAUUCCCACGACAGCUCAGAAUCACCCGAGCCCCCAAUAGACACAGCAGGCCUUGAAGAAAUAGACCUUACCAACCUCGAGGAAAAAUUGACAAUCUACGCCGAAAAGUUGGAGAAGUUGAUCCCUGUGCCAGGUGAAAAACGAUGGACCAAACCUAAUACAACGUAUGGCCCAAAAAUUUACUGGGCAAUGAAAAAAGGGCUUACGGCUUUGUCAUCGAGUGGUGGGGAUAUCGAACGAGAAUCUGCUAUUGCUAAUAAGGUCAGGGAGGGCAUUACUCGCGCACGAAAUAAAUGGAUGACUUUGGAGCCAGGUCUUUUGAAGGGAUCUGAUGGGUUCAAUCUGUUCCUGCGGAGUCUUGCUAUGGACUUGAAAAUGCCAAAGCCACCUUAA